AUGAGGACGGACGGCUGUUUCCCUGUCCGAGGACCCUGCAACGAGACGAAGGUCAUGAUGGCGUCGUCGACUGGUAGUUCCAGAAAGUCUGCAACCGCACUUCCUACACCAUUACCGUACGAGUCUGGAUCUGGGCGCAUUUUCACUGGCGUAACCUGUACUGAAGUAUCAUUUGCUACGUGGGGAUGUACGGACUGUGAGACAGGGAAAAGGCAGCUAACAGAUCAAAGGAAAUCUCCGGUGAAAGUACAUGGUACGUAUCCGUUCUUAGCCAUUUACAUGGAUCACAUCACUUCGCUGCCGAAGCAUUUAAGAAGGAACACUGAAUUGUUGACCUGGGCCGACUUGGUCAUCGGAUAUGUGAUCGCUUGGCGAGGUCGUCACGAGACGAGCAAAUCUGUACGUGAGAUCAUCAUGCAUGAUCGAGUACGAGGGUUCAUGACGGUUAGUUCGUUCGUUCAAUCGAAUAGUGAAAAAAACAAAGUGCCGAAAUGA
This is a messenger RNA of Phytophthora megakarya, 495 nucleotides long. NCBI's taxonomy places the organism in Eukaryota, Oomycota, Peronosporomycetes, Peronosporales, Peronosporaceae. The record is from the annotation of a GenBank genome assembly.